Chenopodium quinoa (quinoa) is the source of this 576-nucleotide messenger RNA. RefSeq lists its product as uncharacterized. The record is from RefSeq and is a predicted model, not a curated record. NCBI's taxonomy places the organism in Eukaryota, Viridiplantae, Streptophyta, Magnoliopsida, Caryophyllales, Amaranthaceae. The transcript has 2 exons. Bases 1 to 576 code for a protein of 191 amino acids.
AUGAAGGAGGUGUUGCCUAGUUUGAUUGAUGAUGUUCAGGGAGCCUUUGUUUCUGGUAGGUCCAUUUUAGAAAAUUACCUUAUUUGUCAAGAUAUGUUGAAGGAUUAUGGCAAUAAGAGGAAAUCUCCGAGAUGCACUAUUAAAGUUGAUACUAGCAAAGCUUAUGACUCUGUGAGUUGGAGCUUCAUUCAAGAUAUGCUAGUUUGUCUAGGGUUCCCUGAUAAAUUUGUUCAUUGGAUAAUGACCUGUGUUACCUCUCCUGUAUAUUCAAUUCUGAUUAAUGGGGGUAUGUAUGGUUUUUUUAAGGGUCAAAGAGGUGUGAGACAGGAGGAUCCUAUGUGUAAACAGUUGAGAUUGGAUCAUCUCAUCUUUGCUGAUGAUUUGAUGAUGUUUGCUCAUGGUGAAAAGCUUUCUAUUUCCUACUUAACUAGGGCUCUUGAGAUGUUUGGAAAAGUUUCUGGUCUUCAAGCCAAUUCAGACAAGACAGCCAUAUACUUUGGCAAUGUUAAGGAGGAUGUGAAACAAACUAUUUUAAGUGCUUCUGGAUUUGCUGAAGGAUCUAUGCCUUUUAGAUAA